UUUAUAUAUGUCUACUUGGCAUGGAAGAACAAUGAAAAUAUGGGAAAAACAUGUGGGGUGUGAGUGGGACAGACAAAAGAGAUCACUGCCUAAAUGGAUUGGAUGCUUAAGCUAAUGCUUUAUUGCAUAUAUAUAUUAACGUCAAUUUACUGAUAAUCAUCCAGCACUGGCAUAAACAAGGCUGAUUCUAAAACCGGGGUAGGCAUUGUCGUGGUUUCUCUAUCAUUUUAUCUCAUAUCUCUCUAGCUAGUCUGCAGAGAUUUUUGGGUGCAGGCCGAAAACGAGCAUUUUUUCUUUUCCAAUGGGGUCUAUGCUCGGUGACCUGCCGUCAUUUGACCCCCACAACUUCAGCCAGCUUCGUCCCUCCGAUCCUUCUAAUCCUUCUAAAAUGAUACCUGCCACCUACCACCCUACUCAUAGCCGGACUCUUCCACCACCCGAUCAAGUUAUAACUACUGAGGCCAAAAAUAUACUAAUUAGAAACUUCUAUCAGUGUUCUGAGGAGAAGUUGAGAUCAAAGAGAGCUGCCACUGAACAUCUAAUACCAGAGCAUGGACGCAAGCAACCUAGGGCUUCCACCUCAUAGUCGUAAUGAGAUUUUCUUUUGUUUCUUUAGUGCUCAUGUCUCUGUUUAUUCUCAUAUCAAAUGUUUGUUAUACUGUGAGGAAAGUUGCUUACCUAUUGUUGUAAACCGGGAUGCCAAACUUGUACAUUUUGUGUAUAAAUCAAACUAAUAGCUGGGGUUAUCAUAGUAACAAAAGGUGUUAUGCUUAGUUCUACAUUCUCUUCUUGGUAUUCAUUCCAUGUGGCAAUGGUAUGGCUGAAUUGCUGAAAUGCUAAAUCCUUGUAUGCUGGUUUAAGUAUUCAAGAUUUCAUCUUAAAAGUGAUGUGCACAAUUGAAUCUCUAGGUAAUCACACGUUUGAAAAUGUUACUUGGGGCUCUUGGGGCUUUAUGUUUUAACUGAAAUCAUAUACAUUUUUGUGUUGUCUGGUUUGGUAAACCUGAUUAUGAAGUUAGUUUUUUUUUCCUGUUACG
Durio zibethinus is the source of this 1036-nucleotide messenger RNA. RefSeq names its product DET1- and DDB1-associated protein 1-like. Gene Ontology annotation, biological process: positive regulation of proteasomal ubiquitin-dependent protein catabolic process. Gene Ontology annotation, cellular component: Cul4-RING E3 ubiquitin ligase complex. NCBI's taxonomy places the organism in Eukaryota, Viridiplantae, Streptophyta, Magnoliopsida, Malvales, Malvaceae. The record is from RefSeq and is a predicted model, not a curated record.